Molecule: messenger RNA, 1369 nt
Organism: Aspergillus nidulans FGSC A4
Lineage: Eukaryota; Fungi; Ascomycota; Eurotiomycetes; Eurotiales; Aspergillaceae
Product: ER lumen protein-retaining receptor
Exons: 3
Coding region: 440-1369 (309 amino acids)
Biological process (GO): protein retention in ER lumen
Cellular component (GO): membrane; endoplasmic reticulum membrane
Molecular function (GO): ER lumen protein retrieval receptor activity
Source: RefSeq, a predicted model, not a curated record
CUUGUGCAAUGUCACUGACGCCCGGUAGCGUCCUAUCAAUCUCAAUCUAGCUUUCAGCGUCUUUUCAAGUCCAUCGCCGCUCCUGUCUCGGAUCACCAUCGCUAUCUCCCGUGCUUAUCAACGUUUCCGUCGUCCCCACCCGAGCUUUCGCUCCAUUAGCCGCCCUUGGUCCGUCCUCCAGCCUCCAGUCUUCUGUCUGGACCUAGCGACACCACGUUUCCUUCUGUAUUGGACCCGAUAUCUGACACGGUAUUGCGCAUUCUGGUCUUUUUGUCUGUCACUACAAGCACGGCGUCUUGAAAAGCAUCACUGGCUGCUACGCUUUGAUCUAGUCACCAACACAGCCAAGCUAUAGGAGGGCUUAAGCCUGGGGUUCGACUUGCACGGUUGCUCUAUCUUGCUUGUUAUUAUACCAGAUUACUUUGCACAUUGACAAAUAAUGAUCCAUUUGACCGUUCCCCGCGUCCUUGCGGACGUAACGCAUUUUUUGUCGAAAUGUGUCCUCAUUGUGGCCAUCCACAGAAACCGGAGCGCAGAAGGUGUCUCCCUUCUGACUCAAAUUCUCUAUGCUCUGGUAUUCCUCUCACGCUACGCUGAUCUGCUUCGAUCAGUCGGUUGGAAAGACGCCUAUCUUGUCAUUUUCAAGCUCUUCUACUUCUCAUCGUCUUUCUACACUAUAUUUCUGAUGAUGAAAGUGUUCCCCCGAACUCGAGAACGAGAAAGGGCGUGGAAGAUGACGUUAGGAUCCGUUGGGAUCUCGUUAGUUCUCGCUCCCAUUGUGCAUCUUAUCUUUGGGGAGAGACAUUCCACACGGCCAUUGUUGGAAGACGUCUUAUGGACAUUCUCUAUCAUUUUGGAGUCAGUUUGCGUCCUUCCGCAAUUGUUACUCCUUCGCCAGACAACUGUGCCUACUGUUAUCAACUCAUACUACCUUUUGAUGCUGGGCUCUUACCGAGCGUUUUACAUCAUAAACUGGUUUGUCAGGGCAGUUGGAUCUGAGCAUCAUGUGGACUGGAUAUCCAUCAUCUUUGGGAUCGUUCAAACGGCUUUCUACGCCGACUUUGCCUGGGUCUACUAUACCCGACAGCGAGUUAAGCUGCGGAAUGGAGGGGUGGUCGACUCGGAAGAUUACCGGAACAGUUAUCUUGUGAACAAGGUGUUGAACAUUAGACGGCGUAGAAGCGAAGACGAAGAAGAGCAGAGACUGCACGACCAGGAUGACGGCGAUGAGCACCAGUCGAGAUAUAACCGAUGGGGUGCACGAGGAAUCUCCGUCUCCGCAGACGACACAUUAGAGAAUCAGCGGAACGGGCGCUCCUCCCCGGCGGAUCAUGAUGCGGGGGGAUUCUCAGAGGAUGAUAGGAACUAG